AUGGAAUGUUUGAAGUUGUACCAGAAAUUUAUUUCAAUAGUCGUAAUUCAUGCUAGUUAUCGUGAACAUGUAUUACCGAUAUCAUUUAAACUGAUACCUGGGAAAAGUGUAAUUCGUAUUCAAGGUAUACUAGACUCGUUAACAAUGAAUGAUUCUUUCGAUUUGUACGCAUCACUAAAAUACAAUGAACCAAAGAAAAGACAACGUGCAUUAACAACUAUACCAUUAAAAUUGGAUGUAACUAAAUUACUUACUUCAUCGUAUAGUAAAGUCAUUUUUACCGAUGGAUAUUCGUCUCUCAAACAAGAUAAUCAAUAUGAACGAACAUUGUUCACUGAUCAAAUGGAAGUACCAUGUAUUGGUAGAAAUAAACAACAUUUUGAUUUUGCUGAAAUGGUGACAAUUGAUAUUGAUGGAGAUUCAACACGAUUACCACUCAUGUGUAAAAUGAUUAUUAUUCCGCAAGCCGCUAAUCAAGGAGAACAACAUAUUCUUGUUCGUGACGCAAACGUUCAAUGGGGUUAUGAACAACAACAACAAAUAGAAUUGAUGAGAAUUGCGAAUGGAUAUGAUGAACGAGUUUUAUUAACAAAAACAAACAGUUUUGAUGAUUUAUUUUAUAAUAGUCCGCGCACAAAUAGAUUCUAUGAUCAUGAUAAACGUUUACGAUAUGCAUCAUUAACAUCAAUGAAGACAGAUAAUAGCUAUAAAAAAUCAUUAACUAUAACACCAAGUAGCAGUCUUCGUGUUAAUCGUUUACUCAAUCGUCGAUCGAUGAGUGGUAACACUAUAUGGGAUAAAUCACAAUAUUAUUCGAUUCCUUAUUAUCAAUAUCGAAGCCGUCGUAACGGGUCGAAAAACGUUGGUAUUCAAGUGAAUUCAAAUGAUCUCAAAUCUUUCCCCUAUGACUCAUUAUACAAUUUUUCUUUAAAUAAGAAAAAUUUAAUUGAUAAUGAUUGUGUACAACGAUAUUCUGUUACCGUAAUUGUACCUGUUAAAAAUCGUCGAAAACAUAAGCUGUCGCUAUUGUCUAAUGGUCUCACAAAUAAUAAAAAUCACCGAACUAUGGAAAUCCAAAUACCAGUAAAUAAUCGAUCGAAACAUACAACAGUACAAUACAUCGAUACUAAAGAAUUGGUAACAAUUCAAAGAACUAUAGAUGGCCAAAUGAUAGAAGAUGUUAGUUGA
Didymodactylos carnosus is the source of this 1188-nucleotide messenger RNA. Lineage: Eukaryota; Metazoa; Rotifera; Eurotatoria; Philodinida; Philodinidae. The record is from the annotation of a GenBank genome assembly.